Messenger RNA from Vicia faba (fava bean), 711 nucleotides. The record is from the annotation of a GenBank genome assembly. Lineage: Eukaryota; Viridiplantae; Streptophyta; Magnoliopsida; Fabales; Fabaceae.
AUGGCAGUAGGGAAGAACAAACGGAUUUCAAAGGGAAAGAAGGGUGGCAAGAAGAAGGCCGCUGAUCCCUUUGCAAAGAAGGACUGGUAUGACAUCAAAGCCCCUUCUGUAUUCCAGGUCAAAAAUGUUGGCAAAACACUUGUCUCCCGUACUCAGGGUACCAAGAUUGCUUCUGAUGGACUCAAACAUCGUGUGUUUGAGGUGUCAUUGGCUGAUCUUCAAGCAGAUGAAGACAAUGCUUUCAGGAAGAUCAGGCUUAGGGCUGAAGAUGUUCAGGGGAAAAACCUCCUCACCAACUUCUGGGGUAUGGAUUUCACAACUGACAAGCUCAGGAUGUUUUGCAUUGGGUUCACUAAGAGGCGAGCAAACCAAGUUAAGAGGACUUGUUAUGCCCAAUCAAGCCAGAUCAGACAGAUCCGUAGGAAGAUGAGGGAGAUUAUGGUUAACCAGGCAACAUCCUGUGACCUGAAAGAGCUUGUGCGCAAAUUUAUCCCUGAGAUGAUUGGAAAGGAGAUUGAGAAGCACACAUGUGGCAUCUACCCUCUCCAGAAUGUUUUCAUUCGUAAAGUCAAGAUCCUGAAAGCUCCUAAGUUUGAUCUUGGGAAACUGAUGGAGGUUCAUGGUGAUUACUCAGAAGAUGUCGGCACCAAGGUGGAAAGACCAGUUGAUGACACAGUGGUUGAGGGUACCCCCGAAAUUGUUGGAGCUUGA